Messenger RNA from Rhododendron vialii, 1170 nucleotides. RefSeq names its product transcription termination factor MTERF5, chloroplastic-like. NCBI's taxonomy places the organism in Eukaryota, Viridiplantae, Streptophyta, Magnoliopsida, Ericales, Ericaceae. Gene Ontology annotation, biological process: regulation of DNA-templated transcription; chloroplast organization. Gene Ontology annotation, cellular component: chloroplast. The transcript has a single exon. Gene Ontology annotation, molecular function: double-stranded DNA binding. The coding region runs from base 1 to 1170 and encodes 389 amino acids. The record is from RefSeq and is a predicted model, not a curated record.
AUGCAAACCCCCAUCCCAUACUUUUCUCUCUCACCUUUCCCUUCUCUCUCUAAGAAACCCAACAACAAAAACAAACCCUUCCUCUGUUCCUUCUCUUCUGUUUCCGCUCACUCUCCCAGCAUCCCAACUCCAACCUCAAACCCCUCCCUCUCCAAUUUCCUCAUCAAAACCUUGGCAAUCUCCGAACCACAAGCCGUUUCCAUCUCCAACCGCUUCUCAUCGAGAAAAUCUCUAGAAAAGCCACACUCCGUGGUUCAAUUUCUCAAGCAACUAGGCUUCUCCGACGCCCACAUUCGAUCCUCCGUUCAGUCCAGGCCCGAAAUCCUCUUCUCCGACGUGGACAAGACUUUGAAGCCCAAGCUGCAGUUUUUUCUGGACCUGGGUCUCACUGGUCCUGAUCUGGGUAACUUCAUUUCAAUUCAUUCUCAUGUUUUGCUUGAUAGUUUGGAGAGAACAUUGAUACCCUGCGUUGACAUUAUCAAGAACACCCUCGUAAACGACAAAAACAAUCAGGAUUUGAUUCGGGUUCUGCAGAAGACCUAUCGGGGUUGGGUCUUUUCAAAACCAGUGUCGAGAUUGAAAUGUAACAUUGCCUUCUUGGAGAGCUGCGGCAUUGUUGGGCCUCAGCUCUCAGAUCUUUUGAAGAGGCACCCUCGGCUUUUCUUCAUUUCAGAGACGGCUCUUAAGGACCUUGUUUUGCGUGUUUUAGAUAUGGGGUUUUCUGCUGAUUCGAGGAUGCUGGUUCAUGCUGUGGACACAGUUAGUAGCAUAAGUGGUGAGACUUUUAGCAGGAAGAUUGAAAUGCUUAGGAGUUUUGGGUUUUCGGAGGAGGAAUGUAUGGAUAUGUUUAGGAGAGCUCCGAGGUUACUUACGAUUUCAGAAGAUAAGUUGAAGUUUAAGAUUGAUUUCUUCUUGAAUGAUUUCAAGUUGAACAGGUGUGCGUUAGUUAGUUGGCCUACUUGUUUGACGUACAGCAUCGAGAAGAGAAUAAUCCCUCGUUAUAGAGUUUUACAGGUUAUCAUGUCCAAGGGACUGUUACAGAAGGAACCUAGUUUUAAACAUGUAUUGAUUUUGUCAGAAGAGAAGUUUCUAGGAAAAUUUAUAUCAAGGUUUCCAGAUGAUGCAGUGGAUCUUUUGGAGAUUUACAAGGGCAACCUUUUGGAUUCUUGA